AUGUGCAACAAAGGCCGACGGCAGAGCCCUGUCAAUAUAGAACCUGACAAGCUGCUCUUCGAUCCUUGGCUAAGAGAUAUACAAUUCGACAAGCAUAAGGUCAGUGGCGUUCUUCAGAACACAGGACAAUCCCUAGUGUUCAGAGUGGAGAAGGACUCGAAGCAUCAAGUGAACAUCAGCGGCGGUCCGUUGUCCUACAGGUACCAGUUCGAGGAGAUCUACUUCCACUAUGGCAUGGGUGAUAACAGAGGCUCCGAACACCAAAUCGAUCACCACACUUUUCCAGGAGAGAUUCAGUUAUAUGGCUUCAACAAAGAACUAUAUCACAAUAUGACGGAAGCGCAACACAAAUCUCAAGGCGUUGUUGGAAUUUCACUAAUGGUUCAGAUUGGUGAACCAACAAACAAGGAAUUGAGACUUAUUACGAGUGCUUUCAACAAGGUUAUGUUCAGAGGCAGUUCAUACCCUAUCAAACAUCUACCACUCAGCUCCCUGUUGCCCAACACUCAACAAUACCUGACCUACGAAGGAUCUACCACUCACCCUGGAUGCUGGGAAACAGCUGUCUGGAUUAUCUUCAACAAACCAAUUUAUAUAUCUAAACAAGAGAUGUACGCCCUCCGGCAACUGAUGCAAGGCUCACAGCUGACGCCGAAAGCACCUCUUGGUAACAACGCGAGACCUGUACAACCUCUGCACCAUCGGACAGUCAGAACUAACAUCAACUUCAACAAACAGGGCACGCAGGUUUCUAGCAACUGUCCUGACAUGUACCGCAAUAUGCAUUACACAGCAACACAAUGGCCCAGGGAUCAUAGCGUCCGUUAUCGGAGCACCGAAGAUCUCUCCAUGUUGUCACCAAACUAA
Molecule: messenger RNA, 867 nt
Organism: Diatraea saccharalis (sugarcane borer)
Lineage: Eukaryota; Metazoa; Arthropoda; Insecta; Lepidoptera; Crambidae
Source: the annotation of a GenBank genome assembly